CUGAUGGGCCAACCACUGAUGUGCCAACCACUGAUGUGCCAACCACUGAUGUACCAACCACUGUCGUGACAACUACUGAAGUGCCCACUGAUAUGCCAUCCACUGAAGUGCCAACCACUGAUGUACCAACCACUGUCGUGACAACCACUGAAGUGCCCACUGAAGUGCCUACCACUGUCGUGACAACCACUGAAGUGCCCACUGAUGGGCCAACCACUGAUGUGCCAACCACUGAUGUGCCAACCACUGAUGUACCAACCACUGUCGUGACAACCAGUGAAGUGCCCACUGAUAUGCCAUCCACUGAAGUGCCAACCACUGAUGUGCCCACUGAAGUGCCAACCACUGUCGUGACAACCACUGAAGUGCCCACUGAUGGGCCAACCACUGAUGGGCCAACCACUGUUGUGCCAACCACUGAUGUUCCAACCACUGUCGUGACAACCACUGAAGUGCCCACUGAUAUGCCAUCCACUGAAGUGCCAACCACUGAAGUGCCUACCACUGUCGUGACAACCCCUGGUGGGCCAACCACUGAUGUGCCAACCACUGAUGUGCCAACCACUGAUGUGCCAACCACUGAUGUACCAACCACUGUCGUGACAACCACUGAAGUGCCCACUGAAGUGCCAACCACUGUCGUGACAACCACUGAAGUGCCCACUGAAGUGCCUACCACUGUCGUGACAACCCCUGGUGGGCCAACCACUGAUGUGCCAACCACUGAUGUGCCAACCACUGAUGUGCCAACCACUGAUGUACCAACCACUGUCGUGACAACUACUGAAGUGCCCACUGAUAUGCCAUCCACUGAAGUGCCAACCACUGAUGUACCAACCACUGUCGUGACAACCACUGAAGUGCCCACUGAAGUGCCUACCACUGUCGUGACAACCACUGAAGUGCCCACUGAUGGGCCAACCACUGAUGUGCCAACCACUGAUGUGCCAACCACUGAUGUACCAACCACUGUCGUGACAACCAGUGAAGUGCCCACUGAUAUGCCAUCCACUGAAGUGCCAACCACUGAUGUGCCCACUGAAGUGCCAACCACUGUCGUGACAACCACUGAAGUGCCCACUGAUGGGCCAACCACUGAUGGGCCAACCACUGUUGUGCCAACCACUGAUGUUCCAACCACUGUCGUGACAACCACUGAAGUGCCCACUGAUAUGCCAUCCACUGAAGUGCCAACCACUGAAGUGCCUACCACUGUCGUGACAACCCCUGGUGGGCCAACCACUGAUGUGCCAACCACUGAUGUGCCAACCACUGAUGUGCCAACCACUGAUGUACCAACCACUGUCGUGACAACCACUGAAGUGCCCACUGAAGUGCCAACCACUGUCGUGACAACCACUGAAGUGCCCACUGAAGUGCCUACCACUGUCGUGACAACCCCUGGUGGGCCAACCACUGAUGUGCCAACCACUGAUGUGCCAACCACUGAUGUGCCAACCACUGAUGUACCAACCACUGUCGUGACAACCAGUGAAGUGCCCACUGAUAUGCCAUCCACUGAAGUGCCAACCACUGAUGUACCAACCACUGUCGUGACAACCACUGAAGUGCCCACUGAAGUGCCAACCACUGUCGUGACAACCACUGAAGUGCCCACUAAUGGGCCAACCACUGAUGGGCCAACCACUGUUGUGCCAACCACUGAUGUUCCAACCACUGUCGUGACAACCACUGAAGUGCCCACUGAUAUGCCAUCCACUGAAGUGCCAACCACUGAUAUACCAUCCACUGAUGUGCCAACCACUGAUGUACCAACCACUGUCGUGACAACCACUGAAGUGCCCACUGAGGUGCCAACCACUGUCGUGACAACCACUGAAGUGCCCACUGAAGUGCCAACCACUGUCGUGACAACCACUGAAGUGCCCACUGAUGGGCCAACCACUGAUGUGCCAACCACUGAUGUGCCAACCACUGAUGUACCAACCACUGUCGUGACAACCACUGAAGUGCCAACCACUGUCGUGACAACCACUGAAGUGCCAACCCCUGAUAUGACAACUACUGAUAUGCCGACCACUGAUGUAACUUCAACAACGUCGCCUCCAGUUCCAACCACUGUCGUGACAACCACUGAAGUGCCCACUGAAGUGCCAACCACUGUCGUGACAACCACUGAAGUGCCAACCCCUGAUAUGACAACCACUGAUAUGCUGACCACUGAUGUAACUUCAACAGCGUCGCCUCCAGUACCAACCACUGUCGUGACAACCACUGAAGUGCCCACUGAAGUGCCAACCACUGUCGUGACAACCACUGAAGUGCCAACCCCUGAUGUGACAACCACUGAUGUGCCAACCCCUGAUGUGACAACCACUGAUAUGCCGACCACUCAUGUGACUUCAACAACUUCGCCUCCAGAUGUACCAAGCACUGUCGUGACAACCACUGAAGUGCCCACUGAAGUGCCAACCACUGUCGUGACAACCACUGAUGUGCCAACCCCUGAUGGGACAACCACUGAUGUGCCAACCCCUGAUAUGACAACCACUGAUAUGCCAACCACUGAUAUAACUUCAACAGUAUCGCCUACAGAUGUGCCAACCACUGUCGUGACAACCACUGAAGUGCCUACUGAAGUGCCAACCACUGUCGUGACAACCCCUGAUGUGCCAACCACUGACACUGAUAUGCCAACCACUGAUGUAACUUCAACAAUGUCGCCUCCAGAUAUGAUACCUCCAACUGUGACAUGUCCGAUAAGCUCAGAAACAUUUGUGCCUGCUGGUUCAUCAAGUGCUCAAGUCAACUGGUUUUCACAACCCUCUGCCGUUGAUAACGUUGAUUGCUGCAUCAGUGUUUCUUGCCAAGAUUCUGUCGGUGGAGUGGUUGUUUCAGGUGGAACUUACAACGUUGGUAACAAUGAAGUUACAUGCACAGCACAGGAUUCUGCUUCUAAUGUUGGAAAUUGUACUUUCACUGUCACCGUCAAAGAGGCAGCAACCACUGAAUCAGCAACAACAGGGUCAACCACCACUGAAGCAGCAACAACAGAGGCUGCAACCCCAGGUGUGACAACCCCUGAUGUAACAACCCCUGAUGUGACAACCCCUGGUGUAACAAUUCCUGAUGUAACAACCCCUGAUUUAAUAACCCCUGGUUUGACAACCCCUGAUGUAACAACUCCUGAUGUAACAACAACCCCUGGUGUACCAAGACCUGGUCCCACAACCCAUGAUGUGACAACCACUGAUGUAACUCAAACAAUGCCUCCAGAUAUGAUACCUCCAACUGUGACAUGUCCGAUAAGCUCAGAAACAUUUGUGCCUGCUGGUUCAUCAAGUGCUCAAGUCAACUGGUUUUCACAACCCUCUGCCGUUGAUAACGUUGAUUGCUGCAUCAGUGUUUCUUGCCAAGAUUCUGUCGGUGGAGUGGUUGUUUCAGGUGGAACUUACAACGUUGGUAACAAUGAAGUUACAUGCACAGCACAGGAUUCUGCUUCUAAUGUUGGAAAUUGUACUUUCACUGUCACCGUCAAAGAGGCAGCAACCACUGAAUCAGCAACAACAGGGUCAACCACCACUGAAGCAGCAACAACAGAGGCUGCAACCCCAGGUGUGACAACCCCUGAUGUAACAACCCCUGAUGUGACAACCCCUGGUGUAACAAUUCCUGAUGUAACAACCCCUGAUUUAAUAACCCCUGGUUUGACAACCCCUGAUGUAACAACUCCUGAUGUAACAACAACCCCUGGUGUACCAAGACCUGGUCCCACAACCCAUGAUGUGACAACCACUGAUGUAACUCAAACAAUGCCUCCAGAUAACGAUGGUCCAAUUGUCACAUGCCCAAUGGAUAAAACUACUAGUGGGGUGGCUGGUGCCUUUGUUGAUUGGUCAGGUUCACCAGAUGCCACUGACGUUGAUAUUACAGUAAAUGCCGGCAGUGUCGUUUGUAGAGACGGUCUUAACAAUGUUGUAACUUCUGGUGGAUUUUUCCAAGCCGGUACAACAACAGUGACUUGUAGAGCUAACGAUACUGCCCUUAAUGAAGGGUUCUGUGUAUUUGUCAUUAUUGUCGACAACGAAGCUCCAACUGUCACAUGUCCAACUAAUAAAACUACCAAUGUGGAUUCUGGAAUGGCUGGUGCCAUUGUUACUUGGUCAAGAUCACCAUUUGCCGAAGAUGUCGUUGAUGCUACAGUUAAUGCUGACAGUGUUGUUUGUAAAGACAAUCUUGACAAUGUAACGAUUUCUGAUGGAUUUUUCCAAGUCGGUAAAACAACAGUGACUUGUAGAGCUAGCGAUAUUUCCCUAAAUGAAGGGUCCUGUGCGUUUGUCAUCACUGUUACCGAUAACGAAGGUCCAACUGUCACAUGUCCAAGUGCUGAAACUACAAACGUGGAUGCUUCAUUGGCUGGUGCCUUUGUUUCUUGGUCAGUUUCACCAGAUGCCACUGAUGUUGUUGAUGCUACAGUUAAUGCUGACAGUGUUGUUUGUAAAGACGGUCCUGACAUUGUCGUAACUUCUGGUGGAUUUUUCCAAGCCGGUCUAACAACAGUGACCUGUAGAGCUUAUGAUAAUGACGUUAAUGAAGGUUCCUGUGUAUUUGACAUCACUGUUAACGACAAUGUUGCUCCAAAUGUCACAUGCCCAAUGGAUGUAACUACCUAUUUGGCUUCUGGAAUGGCUAGUGCUCUUGUUUCUUGGUCAAGUUCACCAGAUGCCACUGACAUUGUUGAUACUACAGUUAAUGCUGACAGUGUUGUUUGUAAAGACGGUCCUGACAUUGUCGUAACUUCUGGUGGAUCUUUCCAAGUCGGUACAACAACAGUGACCUGUAGAGCUUACGAUAAUGACCUUAAUGAAGGGUCCUGUGUAUUUGUCAUCACUGUUAACGAUAUGAUACCUCCAACUGUGACAUGUCCGAUAAGCUCAGAAACAUUUGUGCCUGCUGGUUCAUCAAGUGCUCAAGUCAACUGGUUUUCACAACCCUCUGCCGUUGAUAACGUUGAUUGCUGCAUCAGUGUUUCUUGCCAAGAUUCUGUCGGUGGAGUGGUUGUUUCAGGUGGAACUUACAACGUUGGUAACAAUGAAGUUACAUGCACAGCACAGGAUUCUGCUUCUAAUGUUGGAAAUUGUACUUUCACUGUCACCGUCAAAGAUUCGAUACCUCCGACUGUGACGUGUCCAUCCAGCUCGGAAACGUUUGUGUUUCCGGGGACACCAAGUGCUCAAGUAGACUGGUCUUCACAACCCUCUGCCGUUGAUAACAUUGAUUGCUGCAUUGAUGUUUCUUGCCAAAAUUCUUUGGGUGGAGUGGUUGUUUCAGGUGGAACUUUCAAUGUUGGUGAUCAUGAGUUGACAUGCACAGCACAAGAUUCUGUCUCUAAUGAAGGAAGUUGUACUUUCACUGUCAGCGUCAAAGUUCUAAAUUUUGUGCCAUUUGGAAGUUUCUAUGGGGAUCGCUUACUGUCAAAUGCUGUUCAACAGAGACAAGAGGCUCUUACCGAUUUACGAUCAGAAAUCUUCUACCCGCCAAACUAUUUUCCAUAUGCUGAUGAUAUCUUCGAAAAAAUUUAUUUCACAGAGGAUGGUGUGAUCAUAUUUAGUAAUGAGCAAAAUCUUCAGAAACGCAGCUUCCCAACUCCUGGUCAACUGGUCUUCUCUGAUUACGAGGAUGCUAACAUCUUGGCACCUUAUUGGGCUGACGUAGACAGUGCAGUAUUCAAUAUCGACAAUAACGUCUUUUACCAGGAUCUUGAUGCCGCAGCUCCGGGUUUUAACAAAGCUGCAGAACUUAGCACCAUCAGUGCGAUGGUGUCCGAACAUCCUGAACUGUCCACUCAAUACCCAUACUUCAGCGCAACAUGGGCACUCGUUAUUACAUGGGUAAAUGUGAGACCUGCUCAAGCCAUUCCAACAGCAGUAGACACCCAAUAUGAGACCAACACAUUCCAAGUCAUAAUUGCGACGGAUUCAACUCAUGGUUUUGCUAUCAUGAACUACCAUCCAUCGCACAUGAAUUGGAACCCUGCAAUGCUCUUUGACAGCAACGUCAUCCUUGGAUACUCAUACGGACUAUUAAAUGAGCAUUUUUACGUGCAAGGUGUAUCAAAUAUUUUCAAGCCAGGACGCGACAUUGGGAACUCUCAGCUUCAAGGGCGAUGGGUGUUCCAGAUCGACAAGCUCCCUCAGAAUUACCAAAAUCCACGUUUGUUCUGUACAAACUGGGCAUCAAGGCAGUCAUUUUCCAGGUGGUGGUCAUUUUCUUAUUUCUUUACCGCCCACACCUGUCCUUGUUCUUGGACUAUGGCAUGGUUUGACUUCCGCUUCACUUAUAUCAGCUUUGAGAUAUCAUUACCAACACAAGGAAGCUCUGGCGUAUCUUUGUGUUUCGUGCGAACUUUUCAAUGGCCUUGGUUAGCUGGUCCCCGGUGCUGCUACGAUUUGUUCUGGGGCAGCAUUAUAGUUGGUGUAAGAAGUCCACUAAGUGCAUCAGUGUUUGAGACAUAUCCAGUGAGCCCUUUUUUCUUCAGAGUGAGCUUUUAUUAUCAACAAUGGUUUGAUGAGGAGUUUCUGCCACGGCAAUACUGUUGUAUACAAUCAAACCUGUGUUACAUCUAUGAGCGCUUUAGACCCCCCAUGAGCUGUUGGAGAUAUAGGCCGCCAUUUUGGUCCUGGUUCUGGGGAGACCCACAUAUCAUGACCCUCGAUAGUGUCGGCUACACGUUCAAUGGCCUUGGAGAGUUCACUAUGCUUAUUGUGGACGAUCAGCCUACAAAUGGGCAGAAAAUGUUUGAGUUGCAGAUUAGGACUAAACGGGCUCUCAAUACAGAAACACAACAACUCACUGACGCCACUUACUUAAGUGGGUUUGCUGCUGAGAUUGUUGGUGGCGAAAGGAUUGAGAUAAAAGCGAAUGCUGCUGCCGAUGGUCUUAUUACAAAAGUUAAUGGGGAAGUGAUAGUACCCACGACAGAAGGUGUCAUGAUAGGUAACCUAACUGUGACUCUCGAAGAGAACCCAAUGAAAGUGGCUGUUAGCUACAUAGAAAACAUUGGGUUUGCCGUGGGUAUAAACAACAGUUUUUGUGACAUCACGUUCCGGAUUGACGACGAAUACAAAACUCGAACUAAAGGAUUAAUGGGUUUAUGGGAUGAUGACACGACCAAUGAUGCUCUAAGGCGUGAUGGCAACCAGCAGCCGGCAACCGGGGUUGGUGGGGUCAUGACAGAAGAAGAUUAUUAUCAAUUUGGAAUCACCUGGCGUAUUACUGAAGCGGAUUCUCUUUUUUAUUAUGUCGACUCAGAAAGCUUUGCCUCCGAGAAUGAUAUCACGUUUACUCCAAAGUUUUUAGAUAAUCUGAUAGCUGAGGCAACUACGGCAGAGCUUGAUGCCGUCAUGAAACUCUGCAAAAAUGACAAGAUGUGUCAGUUUGACUAUCUAUCAACCAAGGAUCCAGCACUCGGCGAGGCUGCCAUGAUGAUAAACAGUGAGAACCAAGCCGAACUUAACAGAGCAACUAACUUUCCUCCGAACAUAACAUUGGUAGAGCGUAUCCAAGUAACUGUAGGGGAGAGAUUUACACUGCAGUUAGAAGCGAGUGACAUGGACGGCGAUAACAUUACAUUUAGUCUUGCCGAGGCGAUUGAAGGGGCCUCAAUCACACCAGAAGGUGGCCUCUUCACCUGGGUUGUUGUUGACAGAACAGCAGUUAAGCUAAUGUUUGUCGCUAGUGACGACAAGUCCAACAUGACAAUGGAGCCAGAGGUUGAGCUAUGUGACUGUAGCAAUGGUGGUACAUGCAAAUUUGGUGAAUAUGUAGAAGGCACAAAUAUCAUGAUAGAUCGUUUUGGUGUGGUGAUGUGCAGCUGUUUGCCAGGCUGGAACGGAGAUCUUUGUGAAGUUAACUACGAUGCUUGUGAGGUCAGCCCAUGUUUCCACACCGUGGCUUGUUUCGAUAUGGACCCCCCUUAUUUAAACAGGACCUGCGCAGACUGUCCAGUCGGGCUAGAGGGUGACGGCGCGAAAUGCAGGGAUAUUGAUGAGUGUAUUCUGUACGAGAAUUCUACUGCUAGUAGUGGGGGACUCGGUUGUGAUCAUAACUGCUACAAUCUGCUACAGACCUUCAACUGUAGCUGCAACUCUGGAUUCUCUUUGUACAUUGACGGCAGAAGAUGUAUCGAUGUGGAUGAAUGCAAUCUGCAGUCCGAUAACUGCUCCCCUGAUGCUGUUUGUAACAACACCGUUGGUAGUUAUGAAUGUUUCUGUAAUGAAGGCUACAACGGAGAUGGUAGAGUUUGCUCAGAUCUCAAUGAGUGUAACGCAGAGAAUAGUUGUGACAGCAAUUCUGAAUGCAUCAACACAGACGGAUCAUACAGAUGUGAAUGUCUUACAGGGUAUGAAGGCAGUGGAUUUACAUGUAAAGAUAUGGAUGAAUGCUUGAGGGGCCUUGACAAUUGUCACCAAGAAGCAUUGUGUGGCAACACCAUGGGUUCGUUUAGCUGCAGCUGUAAUGACGGAUGGACUGGUAGCGGUACCUUGUGUGAAAAUGAGAAUGAGUGUGAUCUCCUGGGGCAACCCUGUGGUUUAAGUGAUAGUACGUGUACAGAUACUGUGGGUAGCUUUACGUGUACAUGUAAUGAAGGUUUUCUCGGCGAUGGAUUCAAUUGUGUAGACAAGGAUGAGUGUACUACAGGUGAAGCAACCUGCUUUGACGUUCUAGGCGUAUGUAUUAACACACCUGGUAACUACAGCUGUAAAUGUACUAAUGGUUACAGCGGGGAUGGGCGUUCUUCUUGCGAAGAUGUUGAUGAGUGCACCAUGGGGACUGAUGAUUGCAUCUCCAAUGCAAUGUGUAUGAAUACAGUAGGUGGUUUUUAUUGUGAGUGCAAGCCAGGAUAUUACGGCAGUGGAUCAGUCUGUACAGAUGUCGAUGAGUGCAUGUUGGGGGUUCAUGACUGUCCACAAGAUUGCAAAAACAUGGAUGGAACCUACACGUGCAGUUGUAGUGAAGGAUUCAUGGAACAAGAGGAUGGAACGUGUGACCCAACCACGCCAUGCAGCGGAUCUCUCAUUUGUAUGAACAGUACAUGCUACACCGCAGCAUCUUCUCAAGAACUCUGUCGCUGUGAUGUUGGUUUUCACAACCCAGAUGGUGGCAACACUUGUUAUGAAACCAACGAGUGUGAAAGUGAUGACAAUCCUCAUUUAUGCAGUGCUAAUGCCAACUGCACUAAUACUGUGGGUAGUUACAAUUGUACCUGCUCCCUCGGCUACGCCCUCAACAGCGAUCAACGCACCUGCUCAGAUGUGAACGAAUGCCUUACGGGAGACCAUGAUUGUGAUGAGAUGAGUCAAGUUUGUGCCAAUGCUGAACCAUUUUUCACGUGUGACUGUAAGGAUGGAUACCAACGUUCAACAGAAUCUGGACCUUGUGAUGAUAUAAAUGAGUGUAUGGAGGACCCCUCACCUUUGACUUGCCACGUGCAUGCUGAUUGUAUCAAUACCAAUGGCUCCUACACUUGCCAAUGUAUGAGCGGAUACAUUGGAAAUGGAAUGAUGUGCUUUGAUAUUGAUGAGUGUCGAUUGCCAGAAACAGAUCCAUUAAUCGCCAACUGCCACUCUCAAGCUGUCUGCACCAAUUUGGCUGGUUCCUUCCAGUGCAACUGCUCGAUGGGAUUCGAAGGGAAUGGAACUACCUGCCAAGAUAUAAAAGAGUGUGAAAGCGUAGACCCUGUCUGUACCAGCAACAGCACGUGCAGUGACACUGAAGGCAGCUACCUCUGCAUGUGUAACAGUGGAUACCGUGGUGAUGGGUUCUCCUCCUGCGUGAACAUCAAUGAGUGUCAAGAGAACCCAGACUUGUGUCACUCCCUAGCAACGUGCACAGACACUGAGGGAAGCUACGAAUGUAAAUGUGAUCCCGGAUACCAGGGGUCUGGCACAGUUUGUACAAAUGAAAAUGAAUGUACAAGUGGGAAUAAUUCUUGUGCAGUUGGCAGCUCACAGUGCACAGACAACGUAGGAAGUUAUAUUUGUAUGUGUAACAGCGGUUACGUGUCCGCUGAGGGCCUCAUCCAAGGACGACAGUGUGACGAUGUGGAUGAGUGUGAAAUGAACCUGGAUUCAUGUGACACAGUUGUGUCCACUUGUAACAACACACCUGGUGCAUAUGACUGUCCAUGUCUGAGCGGUUUUGAAAUGCAAGACACUGCAUGUGUGGACACUGAUGAAUGUCAGAACUCCAGCCAGUGUUCCAGCAAAACAGACGCAGUUUGUUUUAAUUUACCAGGAUCUCAUGAGUGUCCCUGCAUGUUAAACUUCUAUGAAGAAAAUAACAUGUGUAAACCCGGUGUAUCCUACAACACUUCCGCAAUUUUUACAGUUGUCAGUAGUGUCUUGGUUCUCAAUGAGGGAUUUGAUCUUCGUCGACAUUUUGUGAGAUAUCGCGCAGAUUUGAAAAGAGACAUUGAAGCUACCUUUAAUGAAUCUGAUGUAUCAGCCUCUUUUGGAGAUGUCCUCAUCUACGAUAUUACCCCCAUCCCAGGUUCAGACAGUACUGUCUUGGUGACGUUCGCUACAAACAUGAAGGAUGCUGCGACACCGGAGGCUACAAUCGUCACUUCUUUCCUUGAUGUGCUUGAUGGGAGCAACAUGGAUCAAGUACAGCUCAACCAUAAAGUGUUAAGAAACACCUUCAUCAUUGGAGCGCCACAGUGCGAUUCAAGUCCGUGUAUGAACAGUGGCACCUGUGCAAGUGAUAAUACGGCCAGCGAUGGGUACUCAUGCAGCUGCCUAACAGGGUACACAGGACAAAACUGUGAAUUUAAGCCAUGUGCCACUGCUUCAUGUCAGAAUAGUGGGGCAUGUACUAAUGACGUAACAUCAACCACAGGCUACAUUUGUGCGUGCAUUUUGGGCUUCACAGGCACCCACUGUGAAGAAAGGGCACCAUGUGACGACCCUGCCAAUCUAUGUGGUAAUGGUGGUACUUGUAACAACAACCUGUUCGCUAACCUUCGUGGUUACACUUGCAUCUGUCCAGCUGGUUUCCUCGGUGACAACUGCGAAAUAGAAUGUACCCGAGUAUGUUCAAAUAAUGGACAGCUUGACAAUGUGUUAUGUACGUGUACAUGCGUUUCACCCUGGAAAGGUCUAACAUGUACUGACUGCUCACUGUCUUGCAUGAAUGACGGUGUGAGGAAUGAUGCUGAUUGUACUUGUGGUUGUGAAAACAUCCCCUGGAGUGGAGAAACAUGCUCAGAAUGUGACAUAACUUGUCUUGGCGGACAGAAUCUUGAUACCGUGACCUGCGAGUGCUCUGUGUGUCCAUUCACCUGUCAAAAUAAUGGAGUGCUUGACCCUGUCAAUUGUGGGUGUUCAUGUAUAGCCAACUGGAUGGGACAGGCCUGCGACGAUUGUUCAAUCAACUCCUGUUCAAAUAGUGGAACAUUCAUUGAUGCAAUGUGUCAGUGUGACUGUGAUGGAAGCUGGGCCGGAACAACUUGUACAGAGUGUUCACUCACAAGUACCUCCUGUGAAAAUAGUGGAACACUUGAUACUUCAACAUGUCAGUGUGGCUGUACGGGAAGCUGGACAGGACAACAUUGUACAGAGUGUUUAAUAAACUGUGAAAAUAGUGGAACAUUGACUGCUGCAACGUGUGAGUGUGCCUGCGAUGGAGGCUGGACUGGAACACUUUGCAAAGAUUGUGCACUUGACUGCCAAAAUGGUGGAACAUUGGAUAGUACAACGUGUCAGUGUGCUUGCGCUCAGAGCUGGAGCGGAGCAACUUGUUCAACUUGUCCUAUUACUGCUGCAAGUUGUAUGAAUGGAGCAUACUUUGAUGCAGGCAACUGCGAGUGUGUUUGUUCUCAGGCUAAUUCAGGGGAAACUUGCGCAGUCGUUAAUCCUUGCCUAGAUACAAGUCGUUGUACCAGUGUCGGACGGUAUUGUUCACCCGAUCAAAAUGGUUUUAGAUGUCCCUGCCAAGCUUAUGAUGGUUACAUUCAAGUAGGAAGCCAAUGUCUACAACGACCGUCAUUAAGAGUUGUGGUCGCAACGUUGGUUGAAUUCCUUCCUGCCUAUGCCAACCCAACUUCAGCUGGAUUCAAAAAGUUCAUCGCAAUAAUGGAAAGUGUGAUUUUAUGGAGGCUCGAUGAAAACUCGACGACAUUGAUGGCUGACUCAGUAACGGGUUUGAUGGUCCAGAAUGGCAGCGCAGUGGUGACAGCGACAAUAUUCUACCCUGUUGGAGUCGUUCCACCUGAGGCUGCUACAGUGUAUGUCCUGGCCCUGAAUGCCAACCUAAUUGAUGACAUGGGGAAUUCAGUCCCAAUCAGACAAAAUUCCGUCACUGUACAAGAUGCAUCCAUACCCUGCACAGUUGGCUACUGUCAAAAUGGCGGCACUUGUACCCGAUCUGGCAUCUUCCCAAUGUUUACCUACAUGUGCAGCUGUCUGGAUUCCUUUACUGGUGAUCAGUGUGAGACCGACGUGAUAACUACAACCCAGCCCACAACGCAGGCCCCAACCCAGACCCCUGAUGCCGAGCCCCUGUCUACAGUAGCCAUCGCACUGAUUACUGUGGGUGGUUUCGUCCUCCUCAUUCUUAUCUCAACCCUCUUCCUAUGUAUGUGUAUCCUUAUGAGACGUCGGUAUGAAGAAGGUCGACCUGGAAAAGACUACCGAGCGAGGAGUCAUUAUUAUGAUCAUCAACAAAACCGGGGUUUCGCUAGGGAUGAUAGUUACAGUGAUCAGCUUUCGUCAGAUGAGUCACAGAACUCUGAGACACAGAGGCGAAUGAACAGACUCAUGCAAGUUAUGAGGCAGUCACCGUACCUACAGAGAAACCCGAAUCAAGAAUUCAUACGACCUUAUGUAGUGACUGGAAUGGAGGCACAGUACCAUCAUGAUGCCAUGAGUGAAGAGAGAGGUACAGGCCUCGUGGCAAGGAAUCCUCUUGCCUACAGAAGAAAUUAGGCUUCCAGGAGAUUGGAGUAUAAACACCUUGUGUGAGAGGUAUGGUAACUGCAAUCUUUGAGAUUACUUUUUUAUUUAAUUUUAUUGAAGAUCUAUAAGAAAUUUAUUAAUCGUUAAUGUAAGGCAAAUUGUGAUGAAGUCACCAUACUAAUCACUUUUGCCAUUGUUUACAUCCUUUUUAGAUGUAAUGGUAAUGUUUUAUAAAGUAAGUUUUUCGGUGCCCUAUUUCAUACAGCUGCUUAGGCACAAAUUAAGCUACCAAAAUACAAUUGUACGUAUUACCAGGAAAGGUAUACCAGCUUAAAUACCAUGUCAUAUGUAUGACAUGAAACUGGUUUCCUGCAUAUUUUUGUCUUAGUGUUGUCAAGCAAAAUUGUUUGCUAAGCAGCUCUAUAAAAAUUGGCUUAGCAGUUUUAUUAGAUUUGGCCCAUGAAUGAUAUGAACUGGUUUUUAUAAAACAAAACAAAAAAGAAAUGGUAAAACCCAGCUGUCUUUAUUUAAAGCCAUUGGACCAUUUCGGUA
This is a messenger RNA of Asterias rubens (European starfish), 13469 nucleotides long. Its product is annotated as mucin-4-like. The transcript has 68 exons. The record is from RefSeq and is a predicted model, not a curated record. Gene Ontology annotation, molecular function: calcium ion binding. Lineage: Eukaryota; Metazoa; Echinodermata; Asteroidea; Forcipulatida; Asteriidae. Bases 93 to 12947 code for a protein of 4284 amino acids. Gene Ontology annotation, biological process: cell-matrix adhesion.